GUCUGUCGCCGCAGGAUGGGUGCUCAUGAUAACCAUGCGGCUUAUAACUUAAAAUAGAAUAAAUUAACCACAGCGUGCCCAAUUGAAAUAUUAGGAUCUGUCUCUUCUGACUUCUGAGGGGCCGGCUGUGGUGCAGCUGAGCACCUCUGAGCAAAGAUGGCAGCUGGACCUAUAUCAGAGAGGAACCAGGAUGCCACCAUCUACUGCGGCGGCCUGGACGAGAAGGUGAACGAGUCGAUCCUGUGGGAGCUGUUCGUCCAGGCCGGCCCGGUCGUGAACGUGCACAUGCCCAAGGACCGGGUCACCAUGAACCACCAGGGCUACGGCUUUGUCGAGUUCAUGGGUGAGGACGACGCCGACUACGCCAUCAAAGUGAUGAACAUGAUCAAACUCUACGGGAAGCCGAUACGAGUGAACAAGGCGUCAGCGCACCAGAAGAACCUGGACGUGGGGGCCAACAUCUUCAUCGGCAACCUGGACCCGGAGGUGGACGAAAAACUGCUCUACGACACAUUCUCCGCCUUCGGAGUCAUCCUGCAGACGCCCAAGAUCAUGCGCGACCCGGAGACGGGAAACAGCAAGGGUUUCGCCUUCAUCAACUACGCCAGUUUCGACGCGUCGGACGCCGCCAUCGACGCGAUGAACGGCCAGUACCUGUGCAACCGGGCCAUCUCCAUCUCGUACGCCUUCAAAAAGGACGCCAAGGGAGAGCGGCACGGCUCGGCCGCCGAGCGGCUGCUGGCCGCCCAGAACCCGCUCUCACAGGCUGACCGGCCGCACCAGCUGUUCGCCGACGCGCCGCCGCCGCCGUCGGGCACGGCGCUGCCGCCGCCGCCGGCGCCGCCUCCGCCGCUGCCGAGCGCGCCGCCGCCGCCGGUGGGCCAGCCGCCGCCGCUGCCGGCGUUCAGCGGCCCGCCGCCGCUGCCGCCGCCGGGCCCGCUGCCCGGACAGCCGCCGCUGCCCAGCCAGCCGCCGCCG
Molecule: messenger RNA, 978 nt
Organism: Amphibalanus amphitrite
Lineage: Eukaryota; Metazoa; Arthropoda; Thecostraca; Balanomorpha; Balanidae
Gene: Spx
Product: splicing factor 3B subunit 4-like
Exons: 7
Biological process (GO): positive regulation of mRNA splicing, via spliceosome
Cellular component (GO): U12-type spliceosomal complex; nucleolus
Molecular function (GO): RNA binding
Source: RefSeq, a predicted model, not a curated record